Leptinotarsa decemlineata (Colorado potato beetle) is the source of this 2360-nucleotide messenger RNA. RefSeq names its product exocyst complex component Sec15 (gene Sec15). Gene Ontology annotation, biological process: exocytosis; intracellular protein transport; Golgi to plasma membrane transport. The record is from RefSeq and is a predicted model, not a curated record. Gene Ontology annotation, cellular component: exocyst; membrane. NCBI's taxonomy places the organism in Eukaryota, Metazoa, Arthropoda, Insecta, Coleoptera, Chrysomelidae.
AGUUCGUUCAGAUCUGUAGUUCAGAUAUUCUGUGAUUCAGGUUCAGGUUAGGAUAACAAAUGGAAGUAGGAGUUAUUUGUGAUUGAAAUUGGAUAUGAGACUUUUUGCUGAUCACUACUUUUUUCAAUAUGUUUAGUACGCUUUGAACCUUCAAUUAUAAAAAAAUGGAUAAGACUACUUUACCAGUAAUUGAUUCUCAAUAUGAUUUGUAUCUACAAGAAAUUGAAGGCAUAGAUGAUUAUUGGGGACCGACUUUCAGAACAAUAUUUGAUAAUGAUGAACAUGUGGAGUUCAGGAAAAAGCUGGAAGAUAGAAUCAAACAUCAUGAUAAAGAUAUAGAAAGACUUUGCAAUGUUUACUACCAAGGUUUCAUUGAAUCUGUAAAAGAGUUGCUGGAAGUCAGAUCUCAGGCUAAGAAACUGAAUAGCCAAGUAAUAGGCUUGGAUAAACAGGUACACCUUGCAGCUGAGGGAAUAACAAAAUCUGGUACAGAUUUAAUACAAGCUAGGAAAGUGCAGAGUAAUAUUGCAGAAGUUAUUGCUCAGCUAAAUUUAUGUUUGCCUGUUUUUACUACUUAUUCCAAAUUACAGAAACAAAUAUCAGAGAAACGAUACUAUCCAGCACUAAAAACUCUAGAAGAAUUAGAACAUUUGCAUUUGCCCCAUGUAGCAAAUUACCGAUUCUCAAAACAGUUGCAAGUAAUUAUACCAAAGUAUAGGGAAAAAAUUGAAGUUGCAUCUAUGUCGGACCUGAAAGACUUCUUGGAAAAUAUCAGAAAAUUCUCUCCAAAAAUAGGGGAAGUAGCAAUGAGACAUACACACGAGCAGCUCGCCAGUGAUCCAACCGUAGUUGGAAGAAAAAAGAAGAGAAAUGCUCCCCAGCCACCUGGGAAUUUUUCUGAAGAGGACCGUAGUGCUCAAGAACUCAUAGACUUUUCUCCAAUCUACAGAGGAUUACAUAUUGCCCAUGUUCUCGGAAGAUCUUCCACAUUUGAAACCUAUUAUAGAGCAGAAAGGGCGAAACAAGCAAGGCUUGUUCUACAGCCCCCUACAAAUAUGCAUGAAUCUGAGGACAGUUACAGGACAUAUAUUCAAGCAGUUCUGGGCUUUUUCAUUUUGGAGGAUCAUGUCCUGAACACUGGUAGAGGACUGAUAACUAGAGUUUUUUUGGAUGAUAUGUGGAACAUGGCACUCUCUAAAAUCGUUACAACUCUACAGACCCAUUCGGCAUAUUGUACUGAUGCUACCUUAAUUCUCAAAAUAAAAGACUUGAUCAUGCUGUUCUGUACCACAUUGAGGAAUUAUGGAUAUUCUGUUAAACCUUUAUGGGAGCUUGUUAGAGAAUUGCGUGACCACUACACAGAAGUCUUGAUGCAAAGAUGGGUGCAAGUUUUCAGAAAAAUUUUGUCGGAAGAAGAUUUUCAACCUAUACAGGUUCAUCAUCAAGAUCAGUUGAACGAAAUACUCUUGUCAUUUCCAUGGGAAGGAGACUUACCUGAUGAUAUAACUUAUCCAUAUAGUUUUCCUUUUUCUAGUAUGGUACCAAAAGUAUACCGAGAAGUCAAAGAAUUCAUCUAUGCCUGUGUCAAAUUUUCAGAGGACCUCAAUUUGAGUCAUGUGGAGGUGGAUGAAAUGAUAAGAAAAUCAAUGAAUUUACUUCUCACCAGAACUUUCAAUGGCUGUCUCUCAUCCACUUUUCGAAGCCCACAUGUUAAUCUUCAGGAAAUAAUUCAAAUUAUAGUAGAUACUGGUUAUCUGGAAGAAGCCAACGUGUAUCUUGAUCAGUUUAUUUCUAAUAUAACUGGUGGUCAGACAGCUUUAUUUUCGGUAUCUAGAGAAGAAGCUGUACGACAAAUUUGUGAAAAAUUGAGGCAAAAACUCGACGAGUUCUUAGAGCUAGAAAAUUAUGACUGGUUAUUGGUGGAACCGAAGGGACACGCUUCCAGCUACAUUUCUGACACUAUAGCAUUCCUGCAAACAACAUUUCAAAGUUUCACAAAUAUUCCACUUGAAGCGGCACAAAUUGCUUGUAAAUCAGCUUGCGAACACAUCGCAAAUUCUUUACUGGCCCUACUACUGAAUGAAGAUAUAAAACAGAUUUCUAUGGGUGCCUUGAAUCAACUGAAUUUGGAUUUGUUACAAUGUGAACAAUUUGCCGCCUCUGAUCCUGUCAAAGGUUUGCAAGAAGAUUCUUUAUUAUCGUAUUUUGAAACACUCAGAGAAAUUUUGGAUUUGUUUAUUUCAUGGGACUGGCCUACUUACUUCCACGACUAUGCACAAGAAACUAAUAAAUAUAAGAAGGUUAAUCCGGAUGUAGCUAUAAUACUACUGGAAAAGUGAGUAAAUAUGUUUGUUGGGAAA